AUGGAUAACAAACCUCACCCGCCGUUCAGGUCGUUCUCGCUGGCCUCCUCGGCCUCGCUUAACCUGAGCUCCACAAAUAUCACCAGGGUCCCGUCAGGCCCGCUUCUAACGGUCAAUCUGGCCCUCAAUCGCACAUCCUCGGCUCAAGAUCACAUGUACCAUAAAGCCAAGGUCAUGCUCCGGGCGUUGGGCCAGAUCGAAGGAAUGGGUCCGUACCUCAAUGCUGCUUAUAGUGCUGCUGAAAGAUGUGCCGAACAGCAGGCGCUUGCUUUGCCACAACAGCUUCAAACAGACGGUCUGUCGUCAAACGCGUUCCGGGCUUCUGUGGGCUCCAGCGGCUUUUCCAUCCACCUGGGCCAUUCUCAGACGUCUCAGAACGUCAAGAACAUCGAGAAAAACUGCAUUUUUUCUUUCACCGCUGGCAUUCUCCCGGCCAGCUUGAGCACUGAUCCAGUGACGGAAUUGUGGAAGUUGUUGCAACAGGGCGUGCCGUUGUGCUUGCUUUUCAAUGCAGCCUGCCCUGACGCCCAAAAGAUCGAGUUCGACUCCAAUGACGACCUCAACACCUCCAAAAAGAACGUCUACCUUUUUCUCUGCGAGUACCAGAAGCACCCUAGCUUCAGCGGCGGCGACAUGUUCACCAUCUCAGACGUGUACCUGGACAGCUCCCACGACCUUCUCAGAGUGAUGAAGGUGGUGAGCACAGUCUUGGAUAAGCUCGGCCCCCAGUCGGAUCUGGACUCUAGCAUGCCUGACAUUGGUGAAUUGAAGCUCACUGAUGACAAAUCAAAGGUCUUCCGCGAGUUGAUCCAGACGGAAAGAAAGUACCUUUCGGACCUCGAGCUUCUCCUAGACUACAAGGAGGAGCUUUCCAACGCUGAGGCUAUUUCCAGCGAGCAGCUCCAUAUGCUAUUCCCGAACUUGAGCGAGGUUGUCGACUUCCACAGACGCCUCCUCAAUGGUUUCGAGUGCAACACAAAUGUUCCCACCAAGUACCAGCGUAUUGGCCUGGUCUUCUUGCAUGCAUCCAACGGUCCAUUCAAGGCUUACGAGCCAUGGACCAUUGGCCAAAUCUCGGCAAUCGAGCUCAUCAACCGCGAGGCCCCCAACCUUCGCAAGGCAUCGACCUUGCUUGAUCCAGGCUUCGAGUUGCAGUCCUACAUCAUCAAACCCAUCCAGCGUCUCUGUAAGUACCCGCUCUUGAUCAAAGAGCUCAUCAAAGCUUACAGUGAUUGCGCUGACACAGAGUGCUUCUACGAGCUACAAAGAGCAAGUGUGGCUAUGAAAGACGUCGCCAACCAGGUCAACGAAGCGCAAAGACGUGCUGAGAAUGUGGGCUUCUGCCAGAGCCUCAUGGAGCGUGUCAACAACUGGCGAGGCUUCUCCAUCAAAGACCAAGGCGAGCUUCUAUACCACGCACCCGUCGCUGUCAAGGACGGCGAGAACGAAAAAGAGUACAUUGCCUGCUUGUUCGAGCAGAUUCUCUUCUUUUUCAGCGAAGUGCCCUCGCACGAAUCCAAGCACAAGGAAAAGAAAAUGAGAGAAUUCCUUACGCUGCGGAAGAAGAGCAGCAGCGGUAUGUCGAGCUCCACGGCCAAUCUCCUCGAAAACCUCAACAGCGUCAAGGAUAAAACGUCGCUCGAGUUGAAAGGCCGUGUGUAUGUCUCGGAGAUUUACAUCAUCAACUCACUCAACUUGCCAGGCUACUGGCUCCUGAUCUCGUGGACAGGCAAGAAGGGUAGUGGCGUUUUCAAGUUGCGCUACAAGACAGAGGAAGUCAGGUCUCAGUGGGAAACGUGCUUGAGGCAGCUUAAGCAGAAUGAGAUUGAUGCUCGACACAGGCGCAGCAGGGACUCGAGAGGGUCCUUGACGACGUACGAGGGGCUGGAUGCGGGCAACGAAUCGCCCAUGGCUUACACCGGCCGCAAUGACGGCACACCAUCAACGCAGAGACAUCACUCUUCGUCGUCGACAAUGAGUAUGAUGAAGCUGAGCCGCAACCAGCCUGGAUCGUCACGAGUGUCGAGCUCGUCGACCAACGGGCACCAGACGUCACAUGAGCCGGUGCUGCCCGGGCUGAUUGUGGCUAUCAACUUGAUCUACAAAAAGGCCAGGAUAGAGCAGCCACUUUUGAUCUCGAGCGGGGCCCUGUUCUUUGAGCUCCACCUGCGGAUCUCUGCCCACACGGCGCUGAGCUCGAACGUGGACGAGGACGUUGUGAUCAGCAAGCUCAAGUAUAAGGACGAGGACGGUGACUACGUUGUAAUGGACUCCAACGACGACUGGUCCUUGGCAGUGGACAUGCUUGAGGAGCUUCUCGAGGCGGACGAGUCUGCCGAGAAGGCUUUAACGAUUUGGGUGUCUUAG
Candidozyma duobushaemuli is the source of this 2367-nucleotide messenger RNA. RefSeq names its product Rho family guanine nucleotide exchange factor (gene CDC24). Gene Ontology annotation, molecular function: guanyl-nucleotide exchange factor activity. The record is from RefSeq and is a predicted model, not a curated record. The transcript has a single exon. Lineage: Eukaryota; Fungi; Ascomycota; Pichiomycetes; Serinales; Metschnikowiaceae. The coding region runs from base 1 to 2367 and encodes 788 amino acids. Gene Ontology annotation, cellular component: division septum; mating projection tip; nucleus. Gene Ontology annotation, biological process: establishment of cell polarity; septin ring organization.